CGACGGAUGAAUAUUGAAGAAUCCUUGAGACGAUGCACGAGCCUUUGAGGACGCUAUACUUGGCGCGAGCCAGAAAUCAGAAGACUUGAACUUAGUAUGAGCAUUAGGCCUGGUCCAAUUUGAUGCGAAUUUGCAUACACUGUGUCAAUCAUGUACGACUGUGGGACCAAGAAUAUCAGGAACUGUACUCGCUCUCCUGCAUACAAGCUUAGUUCUGCCAAAGAAGCAACUUUGAGAAUCGGCACGCCCAGCAUUACGCGAUUUUGCGCUUGUAGUCUCAGUCUAGAGAUAUCAGUGUCUUUCCAAUGCUUCAAGCGAUGUGUCGAAGCAAGGAGUCGUUGCAUUUAUUUGCUUUUCCCGUCUUGCCAUGGUGAGAAGAGAUCGUGCCGCUGUGUCAAGCCAGGGUGAACCUCCACAGUAUCGUGGGCUGUGUUGGGCUGGA
Messenger RNA from Microdochium trichocladiopsis, 442 nucleotides. RefSeq lists its product as uncharacterized. The record is from RefSeq and is a predicted model, not a curated record. Bases 151 to 408 code for a protein of 85 amino acids. Lineage: Eukaryota; Fungi; Ascomycota; Sordariomycetes; Xylariales; Microdochiaceae. The transcript has a single exon.